Messenger RNA from Brenthis ino (lesser marbled fritillary), 603 nucleotides. The record is from the annotation of a GenBank genome assembly. Lineage: Eukaryota; Metazoa; Arthropoda; Insecta; Lepidoptera; Nymphalidae.
AUGUCCUUUGAUACGGAAAGGUUCAUUAGUGAAAUACAGAAUAGACCAUGCAUAUGGAACAUGUCAAAUGAAGAAUACAGCAACAGAGUAUUAAAGCAGAGCAAUUGGAAUGAAGUCGCUGAUAUUAUAUACGAUGAUUGGCAAAACUUAGAAGAAAACACUAAACAAAAAAGAAUAAAAGACCUACAAAAAAAAUGGAAGGGUUUGCGCGACUAUCACACCAGAGAAAAAAAUAAGGAUUCCUCAGUCAAAAGCGGAAGUGGGGCAACAAAAAAACGCAAGACACCAUACUUGGACAUGUUACACUUUUUAAAUGUUUCUAGAGCUAGCAACCAGACAUCUGGCAAUAUUAGCGCCGAGACGUCUAGCGACAGUAGCGCUAUUUUAGAUGAAAAUGAUUCUACUGACUCGGUAGUUAGUGUCAACCCUAGAAUAACCUCAUACACGCAUAGAGCUAUCCAACGUGUGCAAAAUGCAUGUAUGAGAUUUUGCUACGACAUACCCAGAAGGGAACAUAUAACCCCAUACCUAAACCGUAAAGGAAUCCUAAACAUGAGGGCAAGGAUGCAACUACGAUACGCUUGUUUGGUUCAAAGAGUGUUG